AUGACAUCUCAACGUGUCGUUCCUUCUGAACGUGAGGUCGCUGAGCUUCGGAGGGUAGAGGGUCAGACAGCCGAUCUCAUCCGCCAGGCGCAAGAGAGCGAUGAAGCCGAUCGCAAGUUGACCAUCCGUCAGGCCGUGAAGAAAUACAAAAAAGCAGUCUUCUGGGCCUUAUUUCUGUCUACUAGUUUGGUCAUGGAGGGGUAUGACCUGGUGAUAAUCACUUCAUUCUACGGCCAAACCCAGUUCAAGGAGCGUUUCGGCGUCUACGACCCAGCUUCAGACCAGAAGCUGAUUCCAGCUGCAUGGCAGUCCGGUAUAUCGAACUCGGCUCUGGUCGGCCAACUAGCUGGUCUUGUUGUCAACAGCAUCUGCCAGGACCGGUUCGGCUGCCGUCGAACAAUGAUGGUCUUCAUGGUGUGGAUGGCUGUCGCCAUAUUCGUUCCUGUCUUUGCGCCAUCUCUUCCAGUGCUCGCUUUUGGAGAGGCAUUUUGCGGUAUACCCUGGGGCGUAUUUCAGACGCUGUCAACCACAUAUGCUUCCGAAGUAGUGCCAACAGUUCUCAGACCAUAUGUCACCGCGUAUGUCUGUAUGUGCUGGGGCGCCGGCAUCCUUCUCUCCUCUGGCGUUGUUAGGGCUGUAGCAGGACUCCAGGGCGAAUUGGGCUGGCGGCUCCCAUUCAUGUUGCAAUGGGUCUGGCCCCUUCCACUUUUCAUCGGCGCAUACUUUGCUCCAGAAUCCCCUUGGAACUCGGUGCGUCGGGAUAAGAUCGACGAGGCAAGGACAAACUUGAUGCGGCUAUACCAGGAUAUGCCGGAGCGAGAGCAUCAAGUGGAACAAACCUUGGCCUAUAUCAAAUACACGACAGAGAUGGAGAAAGCCGAGACUGCCAACGCUAGCUUUCUCGAAUGCUUCAAGGGGACCAACCUGCGGCGAACUGAGAUUAAUUGUGUUGUUUGGGCAGCCCAAAUUCUCUGCGGAAACGCGAUCCUUGGAUACUCAGUCGUGUUUCUCCAGGCCGCGGGCUUCAGCGAACUGCAAGCAUUCAACAUCAACAUUUCGUUAUCGGCCUGUUACAUUGUCGGCGGCAUCAUUUGUUGGUUCCUCUUCCCCCACGUCGGGAGGGCGACAAUCUACAUGAGCGGGCUGACCUUCAUGUUCUUCUGCCUGGUCACCAUCGGAGGACUAGCUUGGGGUCCAGGGAAAGACGCCCAGCUUGCCAUCGGUAUCCUCCUUGUCAUUUCCACGUUAUGCAACAUGAUUGCCAUUGGGCCGACAUGCUACCCCAUUGUCGCAGAGACACCGUCCGGAAGGCUGAGAUACAAGACAAUCACCAUUGGUCGGUUUGUUUAUAACCUAACCAGCAUAUUCACCAACUCUGUCACGCCUCGCAUGCUCUCCUCCACAUCCUGGAAUUGGGGAGCCAAGGCCGCCUUCUUCUACGCAGGGACCAACCUGCUUUGCAACAUCUGGUGCUGGUUUCGGCUUCCUGAGACGAAAGAUCGGACGUUUGGUGAAAUCGAUCUGCUUUUUACCCAUCGUGUUCCGGCGAGGAAGUUCAAGUCUACUCAUGUCAACCAAUUCGCCCAUGGCGGCGACUAUGUGUCGAAGCAAGAGGUCGAACACAAGGAGAACGUGGAAUAG
This is a messenger RNA of Aspergillus nidulans FGSC A4, 1641 nucleotides long. Its product is annotated as putative MFS alpha-glucoside transporter. Lineage: Eukaryota; Fungi; Ascomycota; Eurotiomycetes; Eurotiales; Aspergillaceae. The record is from RefSeq and is a predicted model, not a curated record. The transcript has 6 exons. Gene Ontology annotation, cellular component: membrane. Bases 1 to 1641 code for a protein of 546 amino acids. Gene Ontology annotation, biological process: proton transmembrane transport; transmembrane transport; carbohydrate transmembrane transport. Gene Ontology annotation, molecular function: transmembrane transporter activity.